GCAAGCGAUGGUGAUCCGCAAUGCGCAUACAUCCAUUGGCGAAUCGAUUCAGCGCAGGGGCUUAUCACCAUCAUCGUCCUUCGGGGUACGUUCGAGUUUCGAAUCCAUCCGAUAACUGGAAGAAAAUAUGGAGGAUAUGGAGAUUGAUCAAAUUGUGGAUGUUCCUGACACCCCUGAGAGAUUAACUAAUAGGCAUUUUGGUCGAAAAUAUGCUGGUAAUCCUGAUGUUUGUGUGAAUGAGAAGGGAGAGAGGGCUCCCCCUGUUGCUGAAAACAGUAAGAACGGAAGAUUGGCUUUUUGUCUUUCAAAGAGCUCAAACAGUGGUGAAAUGAAUAACUGCAUAGCUGCAUCCCCAUCAAAUAAUUCUUGUGCUUCUCAAAAUGCUCCCAUAUUUAGGAGGUCCCAAGCUGACAAAUCUUUUAGUAAAGAGUUCGCAUAUACAGCUGGAUCUGAGAAGAUGGAGAAAGGGAAAAAUAUAUGCCUUAAAUUUCCUUCUAACUCAUCUUCCGGUGGUGAUGGGGGUGUUACUGUCUUUGAUUUGACUGAAGAAAAUGGACAGCCCCAAAAACUCAAACCAUUUUUCUCACGUCAAGGAUUGAACGAUAAUGCAACUGAAACUAAGAAAGACGGGAAAGCAAACACUGGGAAAUCUCCUAUAUCUUGCAUCCCUGAUUCUUCAAAUAUAUCUAGCAAUGUCUUAAGAGGAAAGUGUAAAAUAGAUGAUAAAACAAAUCCAUGCUCAAAUGUAACUGUUGAUCGUGGAAAGAGUAUUGAUCUGUCUAGUGAUUCUCAUCAAAAAACUGAAAAGCAGGUGUCUUUGUCUCCUCGCCUUAUAACCGCCCCAAGAUUCAGAGGGCAGAAGAGAUUGGUGCGAAAUGGCUGUAUCUCACCUUAUAAUAUUGCAGCUAGAGCAAAACAAUCUGCUGAACAGAAUGAUGUUGAACAGGGCCAUGUGGUGGAUGAUGUUUCUGGCAACACAACUUCUCAUGCGAGUAUCAAUGAUAUAGUUGCUGAAGAGAGAAGCAGUAACAGAGUGAAGGGAAAAGGAUUAUUUAUCCAUCCUUCAAGUGUGCAUGAUGCCAGAACUAUCAACACAGCCAGCAGCAGCCCUAUGGAUAAUCAUGAAGAGGCCAGUGGUACCAGUAAUGCCAUCAGAAAUUCGCAUGAAAGCUUUGGGGAUCAGGGUUUGACAAUGACACGUAACUGCAGAACUACUCAUUGGCCCUUGCAUGAUGUAACUGGGCAUCGUUCAAGGAGAGGUGUAGAUUCUGAAAGAUUUAUUACGACACAAUGUAGGAACAGAGUGGGUAGAAGAGAAACUGGGAGCAGUCAAAACACUAUGGAUAGGUAUCCUCUAGAAAAUCAUGCAACUUCUUUGAUCAUUCCUGAUGCUGAACAGUCAACUAGACCUUGUAAUACAGCAGACAAACUGACUAAAAGGCAAAGGAAAAAUGCAUCAUCUUCUAGAAAUCUUAAUCCAGAGAUUAUGAUUCUUGAUUCGCCUGGGGAAUCAUCAACUAUAAGCUCACCUCAAAGUCCUGAAGUUGUCGAGGUGUUACCUGGAUCAACACACAUCAACAGAGCAUCCCAUGAUUCAGAUGACAUGAAUCCUAUUGAUUCAGAUACUCGGGCUAGACAGGUAGAAGCAGAUGAGAUAUUGGCCCGUGAACUUCAAGAACAACUAUAUCAUGAGGAUUCUUUUGAUGGGGGAGAGGAUAUUGAUGAACAUUUUGCAUGGACAUUGCAACAUGAGGAGGAGCUUCUGCAUACAUCUCUUGAGAGUCACCAUAUAUCACACCCUAGAUGGUUGUCAAGGGCAACCUCAAAUAGACAGCCUCGUUCCCGGUCUCACCAAAGUCCUUCAAAUAGAAGGAGAGCCGUUCCUCAUGUCCCUCCCUCUAGUAGAGUGUCACAGUUGAGGAGUCGCAUUUUAAACCGGUCUUCAGUACCUGCCACUGCAACCAGAGGAAGACGUCUCCGGUUUCCUGUGGAUAUGGACUUUGACAUGAGACUUGAUAUCUUGGAAGCAUUGGAGGAUGCAGUUGGAGAUAUUAGUGAUAUGGGAAUUGCUGAAGACAUAUUUCAAGCUCACCGAGACUUCAAUGAAAAUGACUAUGAAAUGCUGUUGGCCCUUGAUGAGAAUAAUCACCAACAUGCUGGUGCAUCUGUCCAUCAGAUCAAUAGUUUGCCGCAGUCCACUAUACAGACUGACAAUUUCCAAGAGUCGUGCGCCAUAUGUCUUGAGAUUCCAGUUACGGGAGAAGUGAUUCGUCAUCUUCCUUGUUUGCACAAAUUUCACAAAGAUUGUAUUGAUCCUUGGCUCCGUAGAAGGACCUCGUGCCCAGUGUGCAAGUCAUCAAUCAUCUAAUUCAGUUUACCUUGCAACUUAAAUUGUCCUGCUGCGAUGGACUUUCUUAGAACUCUCAUUUUUGUCCGUCAAGGUAAUGCCGAGCGAGAUAAAAGUGUAAUGAAAAAAUGAUUUCUUUUGCAGUUACACUUUUGACUGAGAUCUCGGGAAAAAAAAUGGAAAUCGAUUAUUUUUGCUUCCUCA
This is a messenger RNA of Neltuma alba, 2551 nucleotides long. RefSeq lists its product as uncharacterized. NCBI's taxonomy places the organism in Eukaryota, Viridiplantae, Streptophyta, Magnoliopsida, Fabales, Fabaceae. The record is from RefSeq and is a predicted model, not a curated record. Gene Ontology annotation, molecular function: ubiquitin protein ligase activity. Gene Ontology annotation, biological process: ubiquitin-dependent protein catabolic process. Gene Ontology annotation, cellular component: nucleus.